This is a messenger RNA of Orycteropus afer afer, 2253 nucleotides long. The record is from RefSeq and is a predicted model, not a curated record. Lineage: Eukaryota; Metazoa; Chordata; Mammalia; Tubulidentata; Orycteropodidae.
UUUUUUUUUUUUCAAUAUUUCAAGGGGGAGGAGAUUUUCCACAAGAAAAGGUUGUUUUCAUGUUUGGGAUUCAGGAAAGCAUCCAACGGAGUGGAAGCAGCAUGAAGGAAGAGCCGCUGGGCAGCGGCAUGAACGCGGUGCGGACGUGGAUGCAGGGCGCCGGGGUGCUGGACGCCAACACAGCGGCGCAGAGCGGGGUGGGUCUGGCCCGGGCUCACUUUGAGAAGCAGCCGCCUUCCAAUCUGCGGAAAUCCAACUUCUUCCACUUCGUCCUGGCCCUCUACGACAGACAGGGUCAGCCCGUGGAGAUCGAGAGGACAGCCUUUGUGGGGUUCGUGGAGAAGGAAAAAGAAGCCAACAGCGAAAAGACCAAUAACGGGAUUCACUACCGGCUGCAGCUCCUCUACAGCAAUGGGAUAAGAACGGAGCAAGAUUUCUACGUGCGCCUCAUUGACUCCAUGACAAAACAAGCCAUAGUGUAUGAAGGCCAAGACAAGAACCCAGAAAUGUGCCGAGUCUUGCUCACACAUGAGAUCAUGUGCAGCCGCUGUUGUGACAAGAAAAGCUGUGGCAACCGAAAUGAGACUCCCUCAGAUCCAGUGAUAAUUGACAGGUUCUUCCUGAAAUUUUUCCUCAAAUGUAACCAAAAUUGCCUAAAGAAUGCAGGAAAUCCCCGUGACAUGCGGAGAUUCCAGGUCGUGGUGUCUACAACAGUCAACGUGGAUGGCCAUGUCCUGGCAGUCUCUGAUAACAUGUUUGUCCAUAAUAACUCCAAGCAUGGGCGGAGGGCUCGGAGACUUGACCCCUCGGAAGGUACGCCCUCUUAUCUGGAACAUGCUACUCCCUGUAUCAAAGCCAUCAGCCCGAGUGAAGGAUGGACGACGGGAGGCGCGACUGUGAUCAUCAUAGGGGACAAUUUCUUUGAUGGGUUACAGGUCAUAUUCGGUACCAUGCUGGUCUGGAGUGAGCUGAUUACUCCUCAUGCCAUCCGUGUGCAGACCCCUCCUCGGCACAUCCCUGGUGUGGUAGAAGUUACAUUGUCUUACAAAUCCAAACAGUUCUGCAAAGGGACUCCAGGAAGAUUCAUUUACACGGCGCUCAAUGAACCCACCAUUGACUAUGGUUUCCAGAGGUUACAGAAGGUCAUUCCCCGGCACCCUGGUGACCCUGAGCGUUUGCCAAAGGAAGUAAUACUCAAAAGGGCUGCAGACCUGGUGGAAGCACUGUAUGGGAUGCCACACAACAACCAGGAAAUUAUUCUGAAGAGAGCAGCAGACAUUGCAGAGGCCCUGUACAGUGUCCCCCGCAACCACAACCAGCUCCCGGCCCUUGCUAACACCUCGGUCCAUGCAGGAAUGAUGGGUGUGAACUCCUUCAGUGGGCAACUGGCCGUGAAUGUCUCUGAGGCAUCACAAGCCACCAAUCAGGGUUUCACUCGCAACUCAAGCAGUGUGUCACCUCAUGGGUAUGUGCCGAGCACCACCCCCCAGCAGACCAACUAUAACUCCGUCACCACAAGCAUGAAUGGAUACGGCACUGCCGCCAUGUCCAAUUUGGGCGGCUCCCCAACCUUCCUCAACGGCUCAGCUGCCAACUCACCCUAUGCCAUUGUGCCAUCCAGCCCAACCAUGGCCUCUUCCACAAGCCUCCCCUCCAACUGCAGCAGCUCCUCUGGCAUCUUCUCCUUCUCACCAGCCAACAUGGUCUCCGCUGUGAAACAGAAGAGUGCUUUUGCGCCAGUCGUCAGACCCCAGACUUCCCCACCUCCCACCUGCACCAGCACCAAUGGGAACAGCCUGCAAGCGAUAUCUGGCAUGAUUGUUCCUCCCAUGUGAAAGAAUUGCCUUGAAGAAUUUUAUUAAUGAAGAGGUUGGAUUCUGCUAGAGAGUAAUCUGAUACAAGUCCCAGAGUGGAACUUUUAACUCAGGCCUUUUUAAGAGGAAUCAUAAUAACUGCAGAUUUUUAAACAAACAAAAUCACCGACCUUGCAAAUACUGAAAUUGGAAGGGAUCUGCAAGUGCAGGGUGUUGGUUAAAGUUGUACCUCCCAAGUAUUGGGGAGACAUAUUUAUUCUGUGUGAUAAAAGCAAAUCCACUUUUUCUUUUCCUUUUUUUUUUUUUUAAGCUUAACUCUGCAAUCAUUGGUCUUUUAUAAACCGUAAAGCAAGGGACACUAUAAGUAAGACUCCAUGUUUUAAUUUAUGAUUUUUUAAAGCUGUGUAAAGGGAGAAUGAAGUGAGAUAUUUACAAAAAA